AUAGCUCCAAAAUACAAAAUAAAAAAUAAAAAAAUGUAACCACUUUACCAUUGGCAUCAGAAAGAAACAAGUUGAAAUCGCUCUGAACUCAACUUGCCGGAAAACGCAACCGGGGUUAGUUACCGGUCGCCAUAAACAAUUAGAAUGGAUGAGAAGAAGCUGAAUCAGAAUCAGAAUCAGAAAAACAAAUACAGUAUAAUUGUUCCUACAUAUAAUGAACGACUCAACAUUAGUCUCAUUCUUUACCUUAUAUUCAAACACCUUCAGGAUGUUGAUUUUGAAGUUAUUGUUGUGGAUGAUGGGAGUCCUGAUGGUACUCAAGAUGUUGUAAAACAAUUGCAGCAGGUUUAUGGAGAAGAUCGGAUUCUGUUAAGAGCGAGGCCUAGGAAAAUGGGUUUAGGAACGGCUUAUAUUCAUGGCAUGAAGCAUGCAUCUGGAAAUUUUGUUGUCAUUAUGGAUGCUGAUCUAUCACACCAUCCAAAAUAUUUGCCAGGCUUCAUUAGAAAACAGUUGGAAACUGGUGCUGAUAUAGUUACAGGGACUCGUUAUGUUAAAGGUGGUGGUGUGCAUGGAUGGAAUCUUAUGCGCAAACUAACAAGCAGGGGAGCAAAUGUUCUUGCACAAACACUUCUAUGGCCUGGUGUCUCCGAUUUGACAGGAUCUUUUAGACUUUAUAGGAAAUCGGUGCUUGAAGAUAUCAUUAGUUGCUGCGUUAGUAAGGGAUAUGUCUUCCAAAUGGAGAUGAUAGUACGAGCAUCCAGAAAAGGGUACCAUAUUGAAGAGGUUCCAAUCACAUUUGUUGAUAGAGUAUAUGGAAGUUCAAAGCUUGGUGGAUCAGAGAUUGUUGAAUACCUGAAAGGCCUAGUAUAUCUUCUGAUGACAACAUAAAAAGAUAAAUGAUAUCGACUCAUGUAUGUAGUUCAGUUCAGUAAGCUAAUUAUUGAGGACACAGGUUUGGCUGCUCGAAUCUUUCAUAGCUUGCCUUUUGAGUUUUGUAGCAAGCAUAUCUGUUUGGCCAACAGUUAUGUAGCAACUGUGUGGUGUUUUUAACUGCUUGCAAAUAUUGAUAAUUGAUUUUGUUUUAGCUGAAGUUGUGACUAAUGUUGAUCCAUUUUCUGGUUUUCCCUUUUUGUCACCACCAUUAAUAUGUGAAUCUUCCUAAAUGGAAAUACAACUACUCAGGCUAGGAGAUUUCUUGAACACGAUAAAUUUUAAACCAUAGGUCAUUAAGAAGUUGAGUUUUGUACUAUUCUGAGAAGGUUUUGUCAAUUGUGACACCUAGGAAGAAAGCUACUUGAAUGAAUGUUUUAUUUUCUA
Molecule: messenger RNA, 1317 nt
Organism: Trifolium pratense (red clover)
Lineage: Eukaryota; Viridiplantae; Streptophyta; Magnoliopsida; Fabales; Fabaceae
Product: dolichol-phosphate mannosyltransferase subunit 1-like
Exons: 9
Coding region: 145-888 (247 amino acids)
Biological process (GO): GPI anchor biosynthetic process; protein O-linked glycosylation via mannose
Cellular component (GO): endoplasmic reticulum membrane
Molecular function (GO): dolichyl-phosphate beta-D-mannosyltransferase activity
Source: RefSeq, a predicted model, not a curated record